This is a messenger RNA of Aaosphaeria arxii CBS 175.79, 1199 nucleotides long. RefSeq lists its product as uncharacterized. The record is from RefSeq and is a predicted model, not a curated record. Gene Ontology annotation, cellular component: membrane. The coding region runs from base 201 to 1199 and encodes 332 amino acids. The transcript is spliced from 3 exons. Gene Ontology annotation, molecular function: transferase activity, transferring alkyl or aryl (other than methyl) groups. NCBI's taxonomy places the organism in Eukaryota, Fungi, Ascomycota, Dothideomycetes, Pleosporales.
GUGUGCAGAUGCGGCAAAGGACGUGAUUGAUUUAGCAGUUGGAUCCCAAUAUGUGGGCCAAGAUGGAUACUAUGUCAUGGGCAAGAAGGCAGAAAGCUCCAAUGCAAGUAGGGAUGAAGGCAUGCAGAGACUACUGUGGGAAAAGAGUCUAAUGUGGUCUCGAAUUGGUCAGGAAGACACGGUGUUGACUCUUUAGUACAAUGACGCCCAGUAGGAUAGGAGCACAUGUUGACAUUCUUCUUCCAUCAACAAAGCCUACUUACCCAAUCAUCAAAAUGACAUUUGUUUAUGAUAAACUAUUGUCUCUGCAACCGUUGUGGCAACUUUCGAGAUUCGAUACCUAUGAAUCUUGGCUUGCGUGUUAUCCUGCUGUCUGGGGCCUUUCUCUCGCUAUCAAUCAUUAUCAAUUGGAGAUAUCUCAAGGAAAUUUGCUCUUACUUGUCAUAUAUAACUGGUGUUGCAUGACAAUAAUUCAUGCAGCAUUCUGUACCUGGAACGACAUUGUCGAUGCCAAUAUUGAUAGGUUCGCUAUUCGGACUGCAUCGCGACCGUUGCCCUCUGGACGAUAUUCGGUUUUUACUGCGCGCUUAUGGUUCAUCGCACAAGUAUUCCUUGCUAGCAGUGCUGUUCAUGUUCUGCUCGGCAUUGACUCCCUUUACAUGGUACUUCCUUGCUUUGGGUUGGCAUUUGUGUACCCUCUUUCAAAACAAUACAUACAAUGGCCACAAUUUGUCCUGGCCCCGACAGUAGGUUGGCCCAUUUUUAUCGGAUGGAUCUCUGUACAAACUAGAGUUGGAAUACCGGAACGUCUGGAUCUCUCGGUCUGUGUUCCAGCAUUUCUAUCAUACGCUACCUGGACAAUAUAUUACGACACUUGCUAUGGCUUCCAAGACAUUGCAGGAGAUAAGGAAUCUGGAGUUGGAUCCUUGGCCCAAUAUCUGGGAAUUCCGUUUAUCAAACCAUUCUUACUGGGAGUGAAUGUAACAUCAUUACUUCUACUCGGUCUUGGCUGUGAGCGAUCUGGUUGUUCUAUGCUGUUCAAGUACUUGGGUAUUGGAUUUUGGGCAUUGAGCGUGCCAUACCAAUUCUAUCACCUCGAUCUUCAAAAGCCGAGCUCGGGAGGGAGGAUCUUUCUGUUCAACAUCCGACUCGGGCUGUAUAUCACAAUUGCUAUCUUGGUUGAUACUUUGCAUCGAUAG